AGCCCUAUUACAAAUUCUCCUAUUGAAGAGCUAGGCGGCGAGUGUCGAGAAAUUUCGCCAAAACUUCUAGUUUGAGCUGAAAUCCAAGCAUCAGGCAGCAAUAGUCCUGCUUAGUUUAUAUACGCAGUGUUACCUUCCAACUUACUUAUAAGAAUGAACCCGGAAUUUCAGAGUAUUGGCGAAGCAUUUGUUCGUCAUUACUACCAACUUUAUGAUGAGGGAAACAAGGAUGCUUUGAUGCAUUUAUAUCAUGACUCGGCAUUGCUGACCUUUGAAGGUGACCAGAAGCAAGGCAAACCAGCAAUUGUAGAAAAACACAAGUCCGUAGCAGUAAAGACAGCCCAUGCUAUAACAAGAGCGGACUGCCAUCCGAUGAUGAAUGGAGGCAUAUUAGUAGCUGUUCUAGGGCAGCUUAAGACGGAAGGGGAGGAGAAAGCCCUGGGUUAUACACACACUUUUGUUAUUCAGCCUGAAGCCGCAACAUUUUUUAUCGUCAAUGAAAUAUUUCAACUGGCACUUCACAACUUUUAAUAAAAAACAAAUCAGUGACUAUAAUAAAUGUUAAAAGUAUCUUUACUUUGGAUGGACUGUUAACAGUUUGAAAAGUUUCCUUGUUUGAAGACAUUCUGUUCUGGACCUGUACAUAAGUUAUAUGAUACUGAAGUGUGUGAAAAAUAUGACUCGCCUUCAUGUGAUCAAGUAAAACAUGAUUCACUAAUACGAAACCACGCAUGGUUUACUAGUAUUGUUCAUGCUUGCAGAUAAUCUAUAGUCAUGAGUGUUAAAUUUACAAAAGCGUUGAUUCAUAAACUAUUUUUCAUUAGAUUUUGUCCAGCAAAUACAGGUUUUACUUUGUUUGCAUGUUUACAAGAUAAAGCUCUGUUGCUGUUUUUUUUUUCAAUUCUGUAAGAAUCUGUCUACAUUAUUAUAUUGUAUAUUACAUUCAGCUGUUAAUACAUUGAACAGUACACAAACAUAGUGUUCUUCACUCUUGGUUAUGCUUUUAGAAAAAAAAUACAACACAUCAAGUAGAUCUUACAUGUUUUUUUAUGUCAAUGUGUUGUGUUAAAUGACUUUAUAUUAAUGGUUGAUUGACCUCAUAAUUAGGUUUUUGAACAGCUUAUUUCACUUUUUUAUGAAGUAGGUUUUAAAUUAGUUUAUUUUACUUAUAUAUAAGCAUUCAAACACUUUGAAGAUUACUUGUUUAAUUCUCUUAACAUUAGAUUGAUUGCACUGUUUAUUAGAACUUGGAAUGUCUUAAUAUUUUGUAGAACCAUUUUUCUUUUUAAUGUGGUGAAAAUUAUGUACCGGUACAUUAUUUCAAUAACAGUAAGCAUGUUUUCCAAAUGAUGCCCUUCUUUACAAAAUAAAUUUAUAAUUCACACAAUUUGACCAGACACUUAGACAACCUUAUUCCUGAACAUUUUAUAAACUCAUAUGUUUAUACUAGGUAUAAUGCGUUACAUUUGUUUGUACUUAUUCCUAUUUGGUAGGCAUAUUAUGCAAUCCAGUACUGUAUAGAGUUUGUCAGACAGUUUGUUAUACAUGCAAAAGGCCCGUGUCUGGUCAUUCACUGUGAUGCUGGUAUAUGAGCCUAAUCGUAAGAAAAUGGGUCUUGGUCUCAUAAGCGGACAGUGUAGCUCCUGACCAAAAUUGUGCAGGAACUAUUCUGGCAGCAUAUGGCAUAACACCCAAGAUGUUGUAAAUAACUGUGUUGCAUUUUGUGUUCCAACCUAUCGCCCUGUGAACUACAUGUUAUGAUGAAGCAGGGUUGGCUGUAGAAGUGUAGAGAUUCAACAUAGAUCUAGCCUGCUGGAAUGUUAACACUUAGUUACCCUUUGUUAUUUUUGUUGAUGGCUAUCUGAAUCCAUGCAUGCUUAUUCGCUAUUCUAAUUGAAAUAAAUGAUACACUAACAAA
Molecule: messenger RNA, 1918 nt
Organism: Dreissena polymorpha
Lineage: Eukaryota; Metazoa; Mollusca; Bivalvia; Myida; Dreissenidae
Product: probable nuclear transport factor 2
Exons: 4
Coding region: 154-531 (125 amino acids)
Biological process (GO): protein import into nucleus
Cellular component (GO): nuclear pore central transport channel
Source: RefSeq, a predicted model, not a curated record